This is a messenger RNA of Porites lobata, 2025 nucleotides long. Lineage: Eukaryota; Metazoa; Cnidaria; Anthozoa; Scleractinia; Poritidae. The record is from the annotation of a GenBank genome assembly.
AUGAAGACCUUGCUGCACAAUCUUCAUCAUGAAGUAUCCUGUUCUGUGUGCUUGUGUACAUUCACUGAUCCAAAGCAGUUGCCUUGUUUGCACAGUUUCUGUCUUCAUUGCCUGAACGGAAUUCAACGAACGAGCGGUGUCCAUGGCAAAAUUUCAUGCCCCGAGUGCAGAAGACAGUUUCAAAUCCCUGGAAGUGGAAAUCCCAGCGAGCUUCCCACCAAUUUUCGUAUCAACAAUUUGCUAGAGGUCUUGGCAAUAAAAGAGUGCAGCACAGCUAACGUGAAAUGUGGAAACUGCGACAAACGGAGCGCCCAGACCUUAUAUUGCUUCCAGUGUUGUUCUUUCUGGUGCGAGGAAUGUAUUUUAGGACAUAACAUGAUACGCAUCAAUAAAGAACACAGAACGCUGGCACUGAAAGAUUUUCAAGAUCAAGACAUCGAGGCCGUGUUAAAGAGACCGCCAUUUUGUCAGAAGAAACGACAUGAAAAAGAAGAGUUGAAAUUCUUUUGCAAGGACUGUAAAGUCGCCAUUUGCAACACUUGUGCUGUAACACUCCAUGAAGGUCACGGAAAGAUGCUUUUGGAAGAAGCUGCAGAAGGGUGCAAGACUCAGAUCAACUCCAUGACUCAAUCUUUAAUAGAAAAAGUACAAGAAAAACGAAAAUACCUCGAGCAAUUGAGCCAAAAGAGCGAGGAGAUUAAACUGCAAGCAGCCUACUUAAAAAGCCAAGUGCAGACGAAUGUAGAUCAAGUUCUUGCAAUCAUCGAGGCGAGGAAACAGGAUGUUUUUGAUGCAGUCGAUAAUCAAGCGAAAAAAUCCCUGAAAUCUCUUUCACAGAAAAAAGAUGAAGUUGAAAAUCAAGUGAAAUUAAUUGAAUCGACUCAGAUCAACUCCAUGACUCAGUCUUUAAAAGAAAAAGCACAAGAAAAACGAAAAGAACUCGAAGAAUUCAACCAAAAGAGCACGGACAUUAAACUGCAAGUAGCCGACUUUCCUCAGUUUAGUUUUACUAAAAGUGAAGAACGGAUUAACGUGUUAAACAGUAAAGGGAUAGGUAAUGUAAAAACUGUUUUAAGUGAACCUAAAGCGCAACAAUCAGGAGCUAAAGGUAAAGAAAGUAGUAAAGUAAUUGCUGGGAUUAAAGGGGCAAAUGUUCGUGACAGUCCUCUUGAGACUCAGGUACAAACCAAGCGCUUCAGAUCUGUGCCGUCAUUUGGACGACAAGGUAAGUCUGUUGGAAUGCUUAACGCCCCCUGGGGGGUGGCAGUGAAUGAUCAGGAUGAAAUUGCUGUGACUGAGUUCUUGAACCACAGGGUUUCAGUGUUUAGUAGUGAAGGUAGCCACUUAAGAUCGUUUGGUAGAGUGGGUGAGAAUGAUGGCAAGUUCCAGUUCCCUAAAGGGAUCGCUUUUGAUAGUCUUGGCAACAUUGUAGUGGCAGACAAUAAUAAUCACAGGGUGCAAGUCUUUGAUAGGAAUGGUAACUUUCUUGGUAAGUUUGGUGAACAAGGAAGUCUUGAUCACCAGCUUAGUAACCCUGUAGGUUUGUCAAUAAACGGCAAUGGUGAUAUUAAUGUUGCUGAUAAAGAUAACAAACUAAUCAAGAUAUUCUCUUCUAGUGGGGAGUAUUUACGUAAAUUUGGAACAAGUUCUUUGGUCCUUCCCUAUCAUUGUAUCCAACACGGUCAAUAUUUUAUAGUCUCAGAUUACGGUGAUAAUUCCAUCAAAAUGUUUAAUCUGGAGGGAAAGUUUAUUUCUAAAUUUGGAAAACAGGGGAACAAGGAUGGAGAAUUUCGUGGGCCUUGUUACUUGUCAGUUAACAAAGAAGGAUUACUAAUGGUCUGUGAUGAAACUAAUCACAGAGUUCAGGUAUUUGAACUGGGUGGGAAGUUUGUGACAAAGUUUGGAAGUGAAGGUAGUCAGAGAGGAGAGUUCAAGAAUCCACUUUCUACAGCAAAUCUUAGUGAUGGAAGAAUAGUUGUGUGUGAAUUUGAUAACAACCGAAUCCAGGUAUUUGAACGUAAAUGA